Molecule: messenger RNA, 399 nt
Organism: Entamoeba invadens IP1
Lineage: Eukaryota; Evosea; Mastigamoebida; Endamoebidae
Exons: 1
Coding region: 1-399 (132 amino acids)
Source: RefSeq, a predicted model, not a curated record
AUGACAUCACGCAUGCAAUACGAGAAAUUGCCACCGGAGCCAUCGAGCGAAGCCCCAAAGGAACUUCCAAAUCAGUCUGAUGCAAGUCCACUUGCCCCACCCCCACAGAGCCAAGAACCACAACCACAAGUUUUUCUUCCUCCAUUAGUUCAAAAGCCAGUAGUUUUUUAUGCUGCCGAUGAGGAGUAUGAGACAAAGCCUGACAAUACUUUUCAGUCUCCAUCCUUUGUCUUGUUUGCUGUCGGCUUUUUUAUCCCAUGUGUGUGGUUCUACCUCAUUUACAAGUAUCACAACUCUCCACUUAAGAAUGACAAAAGAUGGGUCUUUUGGUCGAUCAUUGCCCUUGUUGUUGUCUUUGUGUUUUAUUGCAUACUUACCACUAUUAUAGUGUUGGCAUAA